Molecule: messenger RNA, 1341 nt
Organism: Thyridium curvatum
Lineage: Eukaryota; Fungi; Ascomycota; Sordariomycetes; Thyridiales; Thyridiaceae
Exons: 2
Coding region: 1-1341 (446 amino acids)
Biological process (GO): peroxisome organization
Cellular component (GO): peroxisomal membrane
Source: RefSeq, a predicted model, not a curated record
AUGGGGCCGUCCGCCCUGCUCUCCCUGCCGCCGCAGUGGGUGCGCAAAUACGACACGUUCAUCACCAAGAAUGUCCAUCAGGUAUCACAGAUUGAAUCGGCGCUGCGGUCGCUGACCUAUAUCAUACCUGGCCGCUUCCGCGACGCCGAAAUCGCCUCCGAAACCAUCCACUCGGGCGUCCAGCUCCUCUCCCUCUACCACGACCUCCUCCUCCUCCGCGCCCUCUCCUCGCCGCCGUCACCGCCAUCCUCAUCACAAGCCACCGACAAUGGCAGCAGCAAACAGUCACCACCCCCUCCUCCUCUGCACUCUCCUUCCCUACACAGCAGGUACACCCGCUUCUGGAUGCAAAAGAGCCCGCUCUACCGCCGCCUCGCCGUCAUGCUCCAGGUCGUCGAGUACACGCAGCUGCUGUGUGAGAUGGUCGCCAAGCGCCGGGGCGCCCGCCGCGACGGCGACGAGCGCCUGCGCUGGCGCGUCGUCGUGGUGAUCGAGGCGGUCAAGGCCCUCUGCCGCCUGCUCCUGCUGCGCAUCACGCGGUCGCGCGUGCUCGUCUCGCCGCCCCUGCCGGAGCGCCAGCCCGUGCCGGACGCCGCCGCCGCCGACGCAGAGGAGGAGGACGACGGGGCCGCGCUGGCGGAGCUGAUGGGCGAGGAGGACGGACAGCCCAACGGGCACGCCGCAGCCAACGGCCAUGCCAACGGCUCUGCUGCCGGUGCUGGUGCGAAAGCAGCGGUGUCCAAGGACGGCAGCUGGACCAUGCCCCGCACGGGCAUGACGCUGCCGGGCCUGCCGCACGAGGGCGACAUCAGCAACUACCUACUCUCGCGCGUCCUGACGGCCGACGACAUCAAGCCCGCGCCCAAGCUCGCUAACCGCCUGCGCGGCGCCGCCCUCGCCGCCGAGGUCCUGCACAUCCUCGCCCCGCUCGCCUUCGCCGCCGCCCUGGCGCGCAGCUACGGCAGCCGCGGCGGCGCAACGGCGACCCCGACGCCACGGUACAACGGGUACAGCAGCAGCCCCAUACCGAGCAGCAGCAGCGCGAGGAGCAGCCGGGGCUCGGCACUGGCGGCCUGGGCGCCCUGGCUCGUGGGCGUGGGCUUCGAGAUGGCGGCGCGGCAGCUGCGCGACAGGGGCCUGCGCACGACGGCGCUCGAGAGGGAGGAGUGGUCCAAGAGGGCGUGGGGCAUGGGCUGGUGGGCCAUGAGGGGCGCCGCGUACGAGGGGGUCACCAGGGGCGUCGUCGAGGGCGUGCGGGCCCGGCUGCCGAGCUUCGUGGGCGGGAUACUCGAGGACUACGAGUACCUUUGGGAGAAUUACUAUUUCAGCACGAGUCCCUGA